AUGGCCGGAGGAGACAACCUCAAGCUGGUGGGCAUGUGGGCGAGCCCUCACGUCCUGCGAGUGCAGCUCGCGCUCCGCCUCAAGGGCCUAAGCUACGAGUUCGUGGAGAUGGAGGGGGAGCAAGGCCUCGAGAAAAACAAGGGGGAGCAGCUGCUCCUCAACAGUAAGCUGCCGGUGCUGAUCCAUGGCGGCAAGCCUAUCCGUGGGAAGUCGUUGAGCAUGAUACAGUACAUCGAUGAGGCCUUCGUUGGCGCCAGUCCCUCCCUCCUCCCGGACGACCCCUCCGAGCGUGCCAUGGCUCGUUACUGGGCUGACUUUAUCGAUGACACGCUUGUGAAGGCGAUGCACAUGGCGGCAUGGGGCAAAACGGACGGGGAGAAGGCCAAGGGGAAGAACCAGGUCGCCUCCGCGGUGGAGACCCUAGAGGGAGCCCUGAGAGAGUGCUCGAAUCCCUUCUUUGGAGGCAACACUGUCGGAUAUGUGGAUGUCAUACUCGGUGGUCUUCUUGGGUGGGUGCGCGAGACCGACGCGAUGCAAGGUGUCAAGACCUUCGACGACCCAUCCAUGACGCCUCUCCUCGCUAUGUGGGCAGACCGUUUUUCUGCACUGAAAGAAGUCCUGGUGGUCAUGCCAGAUGUGGGAGCGUUGGUCGAUUUUGCCAUGCCUACGACAUGUGCUCGCAGCUCUGGUCCAUUGGGCAUCGCCGUUUCCAUAUAUAUGAUUGGGGUUCUUCUGCAAAUGGUGGCGUCCUAUCUCACUUGGUUGGGUCGAGCCGAGGGCAAAGGAGAUCCCCAGGACGGAAACCCUUGUUCUCGCCUUCACUGGUUGGCUCCAGGAGCAUUACCGUAUUGGGGUUGCUAUGUCCUUGAAGGCCUGGACUUCGUGACCAGUUCUAUGCCCACGCUGUUUCUUCUAUAUGUUUUCGUGAAAGGUUUCAAGAGUAGUAUGGUCAGGGUGCUGGUGAUGGGAGUCCCUGUGUUAGUCGUCACAUGGUACUUUCUUACCCUCUACAAGCCGUGUGGCCCUGACACCUUAAACAUUACUACAACAUUGAUGAGCAUGUUGCCGCGCCCAUCCAUAUUUACCGAAUAA
Molecule: messenger RNA, 1092 nt
Organism: Triticum turgidum subsp. durum (durum wheat)
Lineage: Eukaryota; Viridiplantae; Streptophyta; Magnoliopsida; Poales; Poaceae
Source: the annotation of a GenBank genome assembly